This is a messenger RNA of Prorocentrum cordatum, 357 nucleotides long. NCBI's taxonomy places the organism in Eukaryota, Dinophyceae, Prorocentrales, Prorocentraceae. The record is from the annotation of a GenBank genome assembly.
GGCCUGAAGAAGCGCGCCAGCGAUUGCAUGGCGACUGGCCUUGCGCAGAUCUCCCAGGCGAAGAACUUGCUGGAGCGCAUGCGGACAGAUGCGAUGGCUUCGUCGAGUACCCCGCAGCUCGACGAGAGGCUUGAGGCGAUCAUCUCGAAGACCGAGGCCGACCUUCAGGGCGAUGAAAUGUUCAAGGCGAUGACGGAGGGCAAAUCCCUGGUCAUCCCGACCGAGCCGAAAGACAUGAAGAGGGCGUUGUCGCGGUGCGCAGACCACGAGGGCAACUUGGAGAAGCUCGGCAGGGCCGUCAAGCGCAUCCACGACUUCGAGGAGUUCAACGCGCAGCAGCUCUCGAGCCAGGAGUGA